Messenger RNA from Humulus lupulus (European hop), 1245 nucleotides. RefSeq lists its product as uncharacterized. The record is from RefSeq and is a predicted model, not a curated record. The transcript has 3 exons. Bases 1 to 1245 code for a protein of 414 amino acids. Lineage: Eukaryota; Viridiplantae; Streptophyta; Magnoliopsida; Rosales; Cannabaceae.
AUGAGUAAGAGUGCUCAUGAGGCAUAUGAGCUAUUAGAGGAGAUGGUGAUGAAUAAUUACCAAUGGCCAACUGAAAGGGGACAACCAAAGAAGGUGGCUGGAAUGAUGGAAUUGGAUGCUAUAUCCAUGCUUACAGCUCAAGUAACGGCCUUGACAAAGCAACUACAAAAGACUACACUCCCAUCUCAAGCUAUGCAAGUUCAAAACCUUUGUGAAGUGUGUGGUACAAACCAUCAACCAAACCAAUGCCUUGCUAUAGAUAUGAAUAACAUGCCCAUGGAAGAAGUACAAGCUAUAGGGAAUUAUCCGAGACAACCCAAUAAUCCAAAUUCCAUGACCUAUACCCCAGCUUGGAAGAAUCAUCCUAAUUUUUCUUGGUCUAACAAUCAAAAUACUUUACAACCUUAUCCUCCACCUCAGCCACAAUAUCAACCUACCCAAAAUAGGCCACCAUAUCCACAGCAAUAUGCACACCAAAACACUCCACCUGGCCAUUAUCAACCACAAAAUAGACCACAACAAAUUCCAAUGAAACCAGUUGAAACCCAAUCUGAUGUACUUAACCAAUUCAUGACUGAAACCAGGGCAUCCAUAAGAAGGCCAAAGAAGAAUCAGUCAGAAGAAGAAGAAGGUCAGAAGGGAAAUACACAACGUAAAGAAGAAAAUAAGUUUAAUGAUGAAAAGGUUACUGAAGACCUUAAGAAAGAAGAGGAGACUUCACCUGUGAGUAUUGAGCACCAUGUUAGAAUUCCAUAUCCACAAAGACUUCGUAAGAAAAAUUUAGAUAAACAGUUUGCAAAGUUUUUAGAGGUGUUCAAGAAGCUACAUAUAAAUAUACCGUUCGCAGAAGCAUUAGAGCAGAUGCCUAGCUAUGUAAAGUUUAUGAAGGAUAUUCUCUCUAAUAAGAGAAAGAUGGGUGACUAUGAAACAGUGGCGUUAACGGAAGAAUGUAGUGCGAUUUUGCAAAGGAAACUUCCUCAAAAGUUAGGAGAUCCUGGGAGUUUUACUAUUCCAUCCUGGGAGUCAUCAGGUAUUCUACAUAACCCGGCCUAUCACUUGCUCACAUUCUUUUGUCACCAUUGGCCUACUUACUAUCGGCAUGCUUUCUCUUCUGCCUAUUAUUGUUGCUAUGCUGAGGAUGCGGUUGCGAUUGAGGCCGUGUCUGAGGCUGCAGUUGAGUCUGUUGUCGUUGUUGUAGUAGCAGCUCUUCCACUUGUUGUCAUAGCCAGAAAAUUUCUGCGGUGA